AUGCAGCGGUUGAGGUGGUUUUCGACAGGGGCUCAGAUGUUGGCCGCUAAACCUGCGACAAAACCAAUAAAACGGUCCGUUCCGUAUUACAUCAAGGGUUCCUGGGACUUGAGCGGCGCCACUGAGCCAGUGAAGCCAGCGGUGAAUGUUCCCAAAAACUGGCGCAAAUCGGACAUAGACAUGUGGAAAAGGCACAUGUUUGCCCUGAGAGAAAAGUUCCCAGACGGCUUCAAGCCCAUUAAACGCCUGAGCCGGGAAAAAAUCGAAGAGGUGCGGGAUCUCAAGCGGGCGUUUCCUGAACUCACCAACGACGAUUUGGGCAUGCGAUUCAAAGUAAGUCCUGAAAGCAUUCGCCAUGUUUUAAAGUCCAAGUGGAAGCCAGACGCUAAGGAGCAUAAGAAACUACAGGCUCGUUGGAAACGGCGAGGUGACCGUCUUAAAGAUGUUUGA
Wickerhamiella sorbophila is the source of this 450-nucleotide messenger RNA. Its product is annotated as Required for respiratory growth protein 9, mitochondrial. Gene Ontology annotation, cellular component: nucleus. NCBI's taxonomy places the organism in Eukaryota, Fungi, Ascomycota, Dipodascomycetes, Dipodascales, Trichomonascaceae. Bases 1 to 450 code for a protein of 149 amino acids. The transcript has a single exon. The record is from RefSeq and is a predicted model, not a curated record.